Messenger RNA from Pisolithus orientalis, 1485 nucleotides. Its product is annotated as malate dehydrogenase. The transcript is spliced from 12 exons. The record is from RefSeq and is a predicted model, not a curated record. Gene Ontology annotation, cellular component: cytoplasm. Gene Ontology annotation, biological process: malate metabolic process; tricarboxylic acid cycle. Lineage: Eukaryota; Fungi; Basidiomycota; Agaricomycetes; Boletales; Pisolithaceae. Gene Ontology annotation, molecular function: L-malate dehydrogenase (NAD+) activity. The coding region runs from base 179 to 1177 and encodes 332 amino acids.
GUUGUUUCCAGCAACCGUCGUCCUAUGCGCAGCGGCAGUCCAGCUUUGCGGUACAGCUCGGAGGCAUAGACGACUCACGUGAUUUUAUAGAUAGCAGAUAAAAAAAAGUGAUAUCCGUCCAUUUCGAGAGAACCCCACUCCAACUUCCCUCCUUCUUGUUCGCAACUAUCCAACCAUUAUGGUGAAAGCAGUCGUUCUCGGAGCUGCAGGCGGUAUCGGCCAGCCCUUGUCUCUUCUAUUGAAGACUAAUCUUGAGGUGACGGAGCUUGCCCUCUACGAUAUCGUCAAUGCACCUGGUGUUGCUGUCGAUCUCUCUCACAUCGCAACUCCUGCCAAAGUGGAAGGUUUCCUCCCUCCUGACAAUGGCUUGCAGAAGGCCCUUGCUGGUGCAGAAGUCGUCGUCAUCCCUGCUGGUGUCCCCAGGAAACCUGGUAUGACUCGCGAUGACUUGUUCAAGAUCAAUGCUGGCAUCGUGCGAGACCUCGCCACUGCUAUCGCCACCACCGCUCCGAAGGCGUUCGUCCUCGUUAUCUCCAACCCAGUUAACUCCACCGUCCCCAUCGUUGCGGAGGUUUUCAAGCAACACAAGGUCUUUGAUCCCAAGAGACUCUUCGGUGUCACGACGCUUGAUGUCGUUCGUGCUUCUACCUUUGUGGCAGAAGUUCUGGGAGACCGCUCUCUUUCUCCUUCCGUAGCUGUUCCUGUUGUUGGCGGUCACAGUGGAGUCACUAUCGUUCCUCUUCUCUCUCAAUCGUCGCACCCUCUCCCAUCAAACCUUGACACAUCGACUAUUGACAGCCUGGUCAACCGUAUCCAAUUUGGCGGUGAUGAGGUCGUCAAGGCUAAGGAUGGCGCUGGUUCGGCCACCUUGUCCAUGGCGUACGCUGGCGCCGAGUUUACCACCAAAAUCAUUCGCGCUCUCAAGGGCGAAAGGGGCAUUAUCGUUCCAUCAUAUGUCAACCUCACUCAGGAGGGCGGUGAGGCUCUCAAGAAGGAUCUCGGCAAGGAACUUGAUUACUUCUCGGCACCGGUUGAACUUGGGCCGAACGGCGUUGAAAAAAUCAACGGAUUGGGUGCCAUUGCACCAGCAGAACGCGUUCUCAUUGACGCCGCUCUUCCUGAACUUGUUGCCAGCAUUGAGAAGGGUGUUUCUUUCAUUCAGACCCCAAAACUUUAGCCGCACGGUAACUUUGCUACAUAUGUAUGGAGUUAACCAGAGUCCUGUACCCAUAGUCAGAGGAGAGCUGUUUGUUGUUUUCCUCCACAUCGUCGCUGCGAGUCGCGGUCGUUUUGACAGUUCGACUUUGAUGAGUUUGGGUUUUGACCUGAAUUAGCCCACACGUGGUGCUCAACGUCAGCGUCCAACAACCGCUUUACCACACUUUUUUUUAUUCUAGAUACCAGCCUGUUUACAGUUUUUUACUGGCUGGUCAGCGUCCGGCAUCACCAUGGUUAACUAGUCAAUGGUUGUGAAACGGUGUUUAA